AAAUCUUUUACACAAAGUCUCUGUCUUUGAAAUAUUUGUUUGGAGAGGACAAAAGAUGGAGAAGAGCAGAAGAACAGAACAAGUUGAUUUAUUGCAGAGGUUGAAAAAAUUGACAGUUUCUUUGGUUUGUUGUCUUCCAUUGUCUCUUCUAGGUCUUCUUCUCAUGCUUCUCUUAAUCUACAACAGCUUCUCUGCCUUCUCCCUUCAUCUUGAUCCAAUCCCACCCAAAUCCACUCUUUCACUCAAUUAUAACCACCACCAGGUUCUUCAUCAUCAUCCAUCAUUAUCAUCGUCAUCAACAUCGUCAAGGUCAACUUUAACAUCAUCAUCUAAGUCAGAUUCUUCAUUGUUGCUUGCGGUGAAAGAAACCUCUUUAGGGCUCGUACAAAAGCAGAAAGUUUCGCCAAUAAAGACAGAGAGAAGGACAAGAAGACGGAAGAGAAGAAACGGGUUAACACCCGCGAUGACACAGAAGCCACAAGGCAAAUCAAGACAGAAAUUCAAGACGAGGAUCAGGUCAUUCUUGUCUGAAUCCUCAUGCGAGUCCCUUUUCUUCAUGAUCUGGAUCUGCUCCUUAGAAUCUUUUGGUGAAAGAGAACGGUUCACAAUAGAGAGUCUCUUCAAGUCUCACCCAAAUAGCUGUCUGAUCCUGGUCUCAAACUCACUUGACUGUGAGAGAGGAACACUCAUCUUGAAACCCUUUACAGAUAAAGGGUUUAAAGUGCUUGCGAUCAAACCAGACUUCACUUACAUUUUCAAAGACACGUCAGCAGAGAAAUGGUUUGAAAGACUGAAAAAAGGAAUGUUCAGUCCAGGAGUGAUUCCAUUAGAGCAGAACCUCUCUAACAUUCUAAGACUAGUCUUGCUCUACAAGUUCGGAGGGAUCUACUUAGACACAGAUGUUAUAAUACUCAAACCUCUCACCAGUCUCCACAACGUAAUCGGAGCACAAACGGUUGAUCCGGUUACAAGAAAAUGGAGCAGGCUCAACAACGCGGUGCUCAUCUUCGACAAGAACCAUCCUUUGCUUAAAAGCUUCAUCGACGAGUUCUCAAGAACCUUCAACGGUAACAAAUGGGGUCACAACGGUCCAUACUUAGUGUCAAGAGUGGUUGCAAGAUUCAACGUUUCUAACUGUUCGUCGGAUAUGGGAUUCUCUGUUCUUCCACCGUCUUCGUUUUAUCCGGUGGAUUGGACUAGGAUCAGUGGAUUUUACAGAGCGUCCGUGAAUGGGAGGGAGGCAAAUUGGUCACGUAAGAGACUUAUGCAUUUACGUAAACAUAGCUUAUCUGUUCAUCUUUGGAACAGAGAGAGUAAGAGUUUUAGGAUUGAAGAAGGAAGCAUCAUUCAAAAACUCAUGUCUGAUUCUUGUAUCUUCUGUAACUCUUCAUUUUUACAUUAGUUUUUUUUUUGUCACAACAUUUUUACAUUAGUAAAACAAGAACAUGCAAAGUAAAUUUCCCACAAGAGAGAGAGAUAUAGACAAAAGAACAAAUAUAUCUGCAUGAUGUGAACAUACAAAUUUGCUGUUCUAUCUGCCACUUUUGAGGAGCCCUACAAAACAAGCAAUGUGUUACGUGUUAUUUGUAGAUCCGAAGUUUGUUUCUUCUAAUUAUUUAUGGCAAAUUUUAGGGUUAAAUCCGUCCUUUUUGUUUUGCUUAUCACAAACGCAACACAUAAGGUCAGAUAUCCAAAUGCAACUGCAGUGCUCAGUAUUAGAGCAUGCUGGCUUCAGCCAAUCCUAUUCUAUUCGCAUACCAACUUAGGCCCUGUUCGUUUGUACAUUUGGAAGAUGCAUCCAGAUGGUCCAUCUAGAUGUCUUAUCCAGAUGUUCCAUCUGAGUGUUGUUCGUUUCUUCAUUUCGUCCAUGCAUCCAGAUGAAUCAUCUGAAUGCAACUAUGUUCGUUUGCUUUUCAUUUUUUAAUUUCCAUCUGCAUCCAGAUAGACUUGUUAAUAAAAUGACUAAAAUAUAAUUUUUUACGUUUCGGCGGAAAAAUAGCAUUUUUACGGUUUUGGCCGAAAAUAUUUUUGCGGUUUUUGAG
Messenger RNA from Brassica rapa (field mustard), 2042 nucleotides. RefSeq lists its product as uncharacterized. The record is from RefSeq and is a predicted model, not a curated record. NCBI's taxonomy places the organism in Eukaryota, Viridiplantae, Streptophyta, Magnoliopsida, Brassicales, Brassicaceae.